Molecule: messenger RNA, 989 nt
Organism: Xenopus tropicalis (tropical clawed frog)
Lineage: Eukaryota; Metazoa; Chordata; Amphibia; Anura; Pipidae
Product: protein spinster homolog 1-like
Exons: 6
Coding region: 94-717 (207 amino acids)
Source: RefSeq, a predicted model, not a curated record
UCUAAAAAAUUGAAAUCAAAACCUAUUAAAACACUUGAAGAAGAAGAGAAUGGAACGAAGACGAAAAUACCCCGUAUCCUGAAUUGGGCGGUGAUGCUAAUUAUAACUGCAGUCAUGGUGUUUGAUAGAUAUUUUACAGAAGCUGUGAUGCCAUUAAUUGAAGAAGAAUACGGCAUUGAUAUAAAGAAGACUGCACUUGUAGAUGGACUAUUUGCUCUUGGCUUCACCAUUCUGGCUAUAAGUCCUGUCUUUAGAUAUUUUGGAGAUUGGUUAAGCCAGAAGACUAUAAUGUGUAUAGGGAUGACACUUUGGACCCUGCUCACUUUUACCUUCUGUUUUGUACCCAAGCAGUGGUUCUGGCUCAUCCUACUUCUGCGAGGAUUACUGGACAUAAUAGCAGAUUUUUUCUUAAGCUGUGCUUUACCACUGAUUGGACACAUGUUCUCAGCGUCCAAUCGAAGACUCGCCAUAUUUGGAUCUCAGCUGUGUAGCUUUCUUUUCAGGCUAAUAGCGAUCUGCAUAGCAGCAUUAGUGGCCAACCAAUUCUCCUGGCACGUGGCACGACUGAUAGCGCCGUGCCUUGGAGUCAUUUGUUUGAGCCUACUACUGGUAUUUAUGAAGGACCCAUCUGGAGGCAACACGGAAGAAGAGGAUGAAGAUGAUGAACCUCAAGUGGAAUGUUCCCCCUUUUCCCGUAUGAAGCCUCUGCUGACGUGAGUAUCUCUUUAUCUUUAGGCAAAAGGAGCUGACGAUCUAGUCCCUCUGACAUGUUUAGUUUAGCAAAUACAAAAGCAUUCAUGUUAUGUGGGAUUGCAAUGAUUAAUGUCACAAGAAGCCAAAGUAAAUAAAUUGAAGCUACAGAAUUUCCAUGAAACAUUUGCGCAUUGUCUAUAUCUGAAUAAGCUGUAUUAUGUCUGCACUGAAUGGGUGGGCAUUCAGAUUUAUGUGACAAUAAAAAUGUCUUCCAUUGGGGAACAUUAAAGCAAAUA